This is a messenger RNA of Pneumocystis murina B123, 1399 nucleotides long. RefSeq lists its product as hypothetical. Bases 32 to 1375 code for a protein of 447 amino acids. Gene Ontology annotation, molecular function: protein binding. NCBI's taxonomy places the organism in Eukaryota, Fungi, Ascomycota, Pneumocystomycetes, Pneumocystales, Pneumocystaceae. The record is from RefSeq and is a predicted model, not a curated record. Gene Ontology annotation, cellular component: Set1C/COMPASS complex. The transcript has 8 exons.
UUUUUUUGAAGUUUUAUGCAAAACACUUAAGAUGAAUUUGGAACUUCUAAAUCCUUUUUCGCAGGAAUAUCCUGAGAAUUUAACGUCUUCUUUGUCGUAUGGGCAUGCUAUGCUAAUUCGUUUUGAUAAGAAAGGGGAUCAUUUGGCAGCAGGUCUUUUUGAUGGAGUUAUUAUUAUAUGGGAUCUUUUGACAAAUGGUGUUUCAAGAGUAUUAAAAGGACAUACUAGACCUAUUCAAUCCGUUUGUUGGUCUAUAGAAAAUCGUUAUUUAUUAUCAGCUGCUCGUGAUUGGAGAUGUGUUUUAUGGGAUCUUAAAGAUGGUUCUCGUAUAAAAAUGAUUCGUUUUAAUGCACCUAUUUGGGGAGCAGAACUGCAUCCUUUUGAUAGAGAAAUCUUUGUCGCGUCUCUCCUUGAAGACGUUCCUAUUCUUACUAAUAUAUCAGGCGGGGGGAUUCAAAAACGUGUUCUUCCAACUGCCCCUAAAAGGCCUUUAAAAGAAGGCACGGAAGAAGGUGAAAUUGAUGAGAAAGUUAUAUCACAAGAUACAAAACAACUUACACUUGUUUGCACAUUUGAUAGUACAGGGAAAUAUAUUUAUACAGGCACUACGAAGGGGUGGCUUAAUAUUAUAUCAAGCACAUCUUUAGAAAUCUUAUAUUCUUUUCGACUAACCAAUUCCAAUAUUAAACAAAUACGUUUGAGUCCAACUGGAAAAACUCUUGCUAUAAAUUCAACUGAUAGAAUUAUUCGAACACUUCCUAUUUUUGAUAAUCCUGAAAAUUUAAAUGACGAUUCAAUUAAAGUAGAACAUAAAUUUCAAGAUGUUAUUAAUAGAUUUCAAUGGAAUGCAUGUGCAUUUAGUUCUUCUGGGGAAUAUGUUAUGGCGUCCACAUAUCGUUCUGCUCAUGUUAUUUAUAUAUGGGAUAGGAAUACUGGAUCCCUUGUGAAGAUUUUAGAAGGCCCUAAAGAAGAAUUCAUCGAUAUUGAUUGGCAUCCUGUUUUUCCAUUUAUUGCAGCAGCAGGUUUAGAAACUGGAACGAUCUAUAUUUGGUCUAUUCCACGAACAGAAGGGUGGUCGGCUUUUGCUCCUGAUUUUACUGAAUUAGAAGAGAAUAUUUUAUAUGAAGAACGAGAAGAUGAAUUUGAUAUAGUUCCAGAAGAAACUAAAAAAAGCAAAAUUGAAGAAGAUGCUGAUGUAGAUAUAAUAACUAUAGACAAUAUCCAAUAUACAGCAGGAUCUUUUCAUACAGAAGGAUUUCUUUUACCUGUAUUAUUUGACAGUGAUUAUACAAGUUCAUCUGAGACAGAUCAGGAAAAAAAAUAUAUAAAAAAACUUGAAAAUUCGAAAAAUAAUAUAAAAAGAAAAAGAGACUAAUAAGAAAUCGCGAGAAAACAGUGU